GGCACUGGAUGGCCUUUUCACCCCCAGGUGAUGAGUGAGGUCGGAAGAUCGGAAGAUUUAAAAAGCCACCGGGGCCUCCGUUUUGAAUGAAAGACCCAGCGCAAAGGCAUCAUCAUGAACACGAGCAUUCCUUAUCAGCAGAAUCCUUACAGUCCCCGGGGCAGCUCCAGUGUCAUCCAGUGCUACCGAUGUGGAGACACCUGCAAAGGGGAAGUGGUUCGCGUCCACAAUAACCACUUCCACAUCAGAUGCUUCACCUGUCAAGUGUGUGGCUGUGGCCUGGCCCAGUCAGGCUUCUUCUUCAAGAACCAGGAGUACAUUUGCACCCAGGACUACCAGCAACUCUACGGCACGCGCUGCGACAGCUGCCGGGACUUCAUCACGGGCGAGGUCAUCUCCGCCCUGGGCCGCACCUACCACCCCAAGUGUUUCGUGUGCAGCCUGUGCAGGAAGCCUUUCCCCAUUGGAGACAAGGUGACCUUCAGCGGGAAGGAAUGCGUGUGUCAGACGUGCUCCCAGUCCAUGACCAGCAGUAAACCCAUCAAGAUCCGUGGACCAAGCCACUGUGCUGGGUGCAAGGAGGAGAUCAAACACGGCCAGUCGCUCCUGGCACUGGACAAGCAGUGGCACGUCAGCUGCUUCAAAUGCCAGACCUGCAGCGUCAUCCUCACCGGGGAGUACAUCAGCAAGGAUGGCGUUCCGUACUGCGAGUCUGACUACCACUCCCAGUUUGGCAUUAAAUGCGAGACUUGUGACCGAUACAUCAGCGGCAGGGUCUUGGAGGCAGGAGGGAAGCACUACCACCCAACCUGUGCCAGAUGUGUACGCUGCCACCAGAUGUUCACUGAAGGGGAGGAGAUGUACCUCACAGGUUCUGAGGUUUGGCACCCCAUCUGCAAACAGGCAGCCCGGGCAGAGAAGAAGUUAAAGCACAGGCGGACGUCUGAAACUUCCAUCUCGCCCCCUGGAUCCAGUAUUGGGUCACCCAACCGAGUCAUCUGCGACAUCUAUGAGAACCUGGACCUCCGGCAGAGACGGGCCUCCAGCCCAGGAUACAUCGACUCCCCCACCUACAGCCGUCAGGGCAUGUCCCCCACCUUCUCCCGCUCACCCCACCACUACUACCGCUCUGGGCCCGAGAGUGGCCGGAGCUCUCCAUACCAUAGCCAGUUAGAUGUGAGGUCCUCCACUCCAACCUCUUACCAGGCUCCCAAGCACUUUCACAUCCCAGCUGGAGAAAGUAACAUCUACAGGAAACCCCCGAUCUACAAACGGCAUGGUGAUUUGUCAACAGCAACCAAGAGCAAAACAAGUGAAGACAUCAGCCAGGCCUCCAAGUACAGUCCAGCCUACUCGCCAGACCCCUACUACGCUGCGGAGUCUGAAUACUGGACCUAUCAUGGGUCCCCCAAAGUGCCCCGAGCCAGAAGGUUCUCGUCUGGAGGAGAGGAGGAUGAUUUUGACCGCAGCAUGCACAAGCUCCAGAGUGGAAUUGGCCGGCUGAUUCUGAAGGAGGAGAUGAAGGCCCGGUCCAGCUCCUAUGCGGAUCCCUGGACCCCACCCCGGAGCUCCACCAGCAGCCGGGAGGCCCUGCACACAGCUGGCUAUGAGAUGUCCCUCAAUGGCUCCCCUCGGUCCCACUACCUGGCUGACAGCGAUCCUCUCAUUUCCAAAUCUGCCUCCCUACCUGCCUACAGAAGAAAUGGGUUGCACAGGACACCCAGCGCAGACCUCUUCCACUACGACAGCAUGAACGCCGUCAACUGGGGCAUGCGAGAAUACAAGAUCUAUCCUUAUGAACUGCUGCUGGUGACCACAAGAGGAAGAAACCGACUGCCCAAGGAUGUGGACCGGACGCGUUUAGAGCGCCACCUGUCCCAGGAGGAGUUCUACCAGGUCUUCGGCAUGACCAUCUCCGAGUUUGACCGGCUGGCCCUCUGGAAGAGGAAUGAACUGAAGAAGCAAGCCCGGCUGUUCUAGGCAGAGGCUCUAUAAAUAUAUAUGCAUUUAUAUAAAGAUAUAUGUAAAAUCUCUAUACCGAAGCUCCGUAUAAUCCUCUCUUGUGGAAUGGGACAUGCUGCCUGCCAUGAAACUUCCUUUUCUGUACUGUCAGGCAAGCCCACGUCAUUGAGAUAUUUUUAUGCUCCUCACUUUCUCUUUUCUAAGUGCAAUGGGGUUUGGGAAGGGAUUUGAGGGGACUCCCAUCCUUUUACUGGGGACCCUUUUUAUACUGAAACAUCUGUCCUACCUUGAGUCCCCCAAGGUCCAGCUCUCCUUUCUAAAGGAGGUGCCUCCAGGAGUCCCUCUUCUCUCCGCUCCUUGGCUCUUUUCCCUAGGCUCAAGGGCGGAUGCUGACCAAGCAGUUUUCACACCUUACUGGCCCCAGAGGGGCCCUCCCAUGGGACGAUCCACAGCGAUCUCCCAAAGUCACAGAGCACCUUUGAGAGCACUGAAGGGUUUUCUCAUCACCCCCAAUUUGGAGCUCGGUGCUCUCUGGGGGUGAUGCAUUGGAAGUGUGGGCCUCAGAUCUACUGGUUAUGGCAGUAAACACAAGUGGACCAGACCUUGGCCACUCUGCAGCUCUUCAACCCUCCUCCUUCUGCCCUUGAUCCUAACCUCUCCCUGGUCCCAAUCUGUGGCUCAUGUAGAAAAAGAAAAGGCACUUCCCUUCCCUCCACCACUUCAACUGCCCCCUUAGUGUGGCCCUGACUGGACAACCAGAGGGAAGGAGUGGAAGCCGGGAGCAGGAGACAGAGCAGGGCACCUGUUAGAAUUGGAGCUGCGGGACCUCUUGGGACCCUCCUCUCACCCUCACUGCUCCCAGCACCUCCUGACCAUUCCCCCUGUCGAGGAGAGGCCCAUUAUUGCAGCCGGUAUUCUUCAGCCUUACUACAAUCUAUGUGCCUGACAACUCAACACACCACAGGGCUAACGUUCCCACCACAGCUCCAACUGAACAACUGGACAGGUGUCCUCUAAUGCUCUUCUAAAGGUGAUACCCACCCUGUCCCAAAGAAAGGUUCUUGGUCUAUACCUGCUGGUCCCUGGGCUGGCAGGGCAUCCCUCCCAGACCCCCACCAGUCCUCGACUCCCACUGCAACGUUGGUCGUGUUUCCUGGGGAAAACUUGCCAAGUAAUGGCUGCUUAUGAGAUUCCAAAAUGGCACAUGGGCCAACACUGCUCAUGAUCCUCCCAGAUCUGCCCAGGGGCUGCCUUUCCUGCCUCCUUGCUUCUGGAACAGAGGUGAAAGCUUAACCUCUCCUUCCCUCCCCAAACCUUUGGCCCUGAGUUGGUGAUGUCUGGUGGGGUCUGUUUCUUCCUGGAGAUGCUUUGAGUCAGACCAUUUUGAGGUCCUGGAGGAAUGAUGAAGGAGAAGAAAUGACAAUUCUGUCUCUCAAGAGGCUGGUGAUGUGACGUGGCAAAUGUAGAACUGACUUCAAUUCAACGAACCCUCACUGAGCACCUGCUGACGCUGAGCACCUGCUGUAUACUGAGCACUGAACGGGGUGGGAGAUGGGAACACUGAGAUGAUCGACAUGGGUUGGUCUGGGGGGCAUGCCAGCUAAUAAUGGGUAUUGGAAGGUAUGUCCCCAAACAGGAUGGAUGUAAGGCAGAAAGUGAUAGGAGACAGCAUGAGAAAGUGUUUGUAACAUUACUGAAAGGCAUAUGUAGUCGGUGCAGACCAAGGAAAGCUUUCUGGAAGAGAUUGCAUUUGAGCAAAAUUCAGGAAAGAGCUUUGUAAACUGGGGGAAGAUGGUAACUUGAAAGGGUAACAGGAUGAGGGGCCGGAAGGGAGGUCUAAGUUGCUCUCAUUUAAAAUGUCAACCCUCUCUGCCACUUCUCUUUUUGGCCAAUGUCUUUCAUCUGUCCUAACCCUUUAGAAAUGUCCCCAGCAAGAUGCAAUCAUUGAAACUGCCUCAUUAUCACUGGUUGAGAACUUGGCGAGAUUAAAGAGCUUUUGUUAUUGUUGUUGGAUAUUUUUGUUUCCCAUAAAAGCACAUAAUUUCAACCCA
Molecule: messenger RNA, 4013 nt
Organism: Equus quagga
Lineage: Eukaryota; Metazoa; Chordata; Mammalia; Perissodactyla; Equidae
Gene: ABLIM3
Product: actin binding LIM protein family member 3
Exons: 21
Coding region: 115-1980 (621 amino acids)
Biological process (GO): cilium assembly; lamellipodium assembly; cytoskeleton organization
Cellular component (GO): actin cytoskeleton; stress fiber
Molecular function (GO): actin filament binding
Source: RefSeq, a predicted model, not a curated record